This is a messenger RNA of Cryphonectria parasitica EP155, 1863 nucleotides long. RefSeq names its product DNase I-like protein. The record is from RefSeq and is a predicted model, not a curated record. The coding region runs from base 1 to 1863 and encodes 620 amino acids. Gene Ontology annotation, molecular function: phosphatidylinositol-4,5-bisphosphate 5-phosphatase activity. The transcript has 7 exons. Gene Ontology annotation, biological process: phosphatidylinositol dephosphorylation. Lineage: Eukaryota; Fungi; Ascomycota; Sordariomycetes; Diaporthales; Cryphonectriaceae.
AUGGCGUCAGCAGUAGGACCCCAGGAGUCGACGGCCUUAGCCGCUGACUCGGCCUUAGAAGGACCAGGGCUCCCCGUCAACAAAGUCCCAUUCCUUGGCCUGAAGCCCCAGUCCCAGCCCCUAGCCCAGCCCCAACCCCAGCAGGACAAGCUGACAUUGCCUGCUGCUCAAUACCCGGAGGGAUCUGCUGUUGAGGACGGCGAGGACGACGGCGUCGACGACCUUGAUGAUAACGAGGACGUGGUUUUUUUGAGCAAGAUUACGGGGAUACCCUCCUUCACCUCCUCCUCUUCCCCUCCACCGGCUGCGGCCAUGGACGUUCUCGUCCUCACGUUCAACUGCGGCAAGGUGGUGAUUGAUGUGGCACCCUUCGCGACGCACCUGCGCACCGCGCUGCAGCAGAAGGGCCAGGCGGGCAGGAACCCAUUUGACAACGGGCAGGAGGAUAGUCCUACGCUGCCUGAUCUGGUGGUCUUCUCCCUCCAGGAGAUUGCUCCCCUUACGUCUGGCUACCUGGGCGGGCACUUCCUCGCCCCUUAUUUGAAUGCUUUCAAGGAUGCCCUGAACCUCGCAGCCCUUGACCUUCUUGGCCAGCCGCUAGAAUCGCAACGACCGUCGUCGUCGUCUUCUUCUCCGUCGCCACCUGAUCCCCCUUACAAACUGGUCGAGGCCCGAAAUGUUGGUAUGACCGCUAUCAUGAUGUUCGCCCGCCAGCCUGAGGCCAUUGCCCGGGUCGAGGUUGCCGAGUGCGCGUUCGGCAUUGCCAACAUGGGCAACAAGGGAGCAAUCGCUCUGAGGGUCUUGUUCACCGGAAACGACGAGGACCAUACUGCAGAUGUCACCUUUGUGGCGACCCAUCUGGCUGCGAUGGAGUAUAAUUUGAGACGCAGGAAUGCCAAUUGGGCGAGUAUUUGCUCUUCUUGCCUCUUUGAGGACCCAAAGAAGACACUCCCCGACGAAUUCCAUUUCGAUGAGCCUGACGGUGGCGAAGACAUCCCGCCCGAGACCGAGGAGGAGCGCCAUGCUCUUCUCACACGGCGGCAGAAUGAGGCUUCAAUGCCGUCUGAGUACGCGGCACAUCUGCAAGACAUCAGCAUCUUCAAGCCAGGCACACACCUUUUCGUGGCGGGCGAUCUGAAUUAUCGCAUCUCAACGACCACACCCCCGGCGCUGGCAACCUUCCCAACCAUGGAUACCUAUAUGGAUUUCCUUGAGCGCGACCAGCUCACGCAGGAGAAGGCGGCAGGAAGAACACUGCAUGGCCUAUCAGAGGCGCCCAUCGACUUUCCUCCCACUUAUAAGAUCAAGCACCUGAGCCCUAACAAGGUUGCGGAAGCCGUCAACAAGGAGGAGCUCAUCGCGGCCCGGGCGGCCGGUCGUGAGGACGAGGUUAUACCGUGGAAGUGGGCGUCUCACCGCUGGCCCGGCUGGUGUGAUCGUGUUCUCUUCCUCGAUAUUCCAGAUUGGGUCAAGGAGCGAUACACACCCAGCACCGGCGCUAGCUCCUCGGAGCCGGCUCCUGAGAUCAAGAUCCACGCUUACAGCUCCCUCCCAACCGUGAUGACAUCCGACCACCAGGCCGUAUUUCUGAGAGCUUCGGUGCCACUGCUGGUCCCUGGUGAGCUCGUGCCCCAGCAGCCGCUCACAAUUGAGUUGUCACCUCGCGACGUGAAUGACCCUCGUCUGACGCUCCCCGUCCCCAUCGACACGGGCGCUUUUGCUCGUCGUGCGGCGGCCCGCAAGAGAGAAAUAUAUACUGGCAUGACGGCGCUGUUCUUCUCUACUAAAGAAGGCCUGAUCGUUACGGUUGCUGUGGUGGGUUUAGCUCUGUGGUCGUGGUGGUUGUAUCAGGGCUUCUUCUAG